AACAAACAAAACCCUAACUUUCUCUCCCGCGGAAUCUGCCUUUCAUCUUUUUAGUUUGUGCUAUCUGGCGUGAGUUUUUAGGUUUACAAUGUUGUGUAAUCGAGCCCUUAGGUUUUAGAUUUUGGAUUUUAAAGGAAUUUUUUCUGUGUAUAUCUAGGUACACAUUCUAUUUAUUGUUGUUCAUAAGAGAAAAAGGCUAUGUCGGCAUAUGAUAAAGAACUAGAGUUACGAUUGACGGAGGCUGGGAACAGGCUCGUUGAACCUCCUUCAUCAGUUGACGAGCUCAUUCCUCUCCUCGACUGCUUGUUAAUGGAUGCCUUUUAUGUCGAUGACGAUUGCUUACUCUUCUCUGUCAUCUAUAAUUCUAGCAAGUUGAAAGUUGUCUUUCAAGGGUGGAACAAUCACCAAAUGAAGCAAUGCAGAAUGCUCUCUCUCCAUCACUCAAGGCCUUGGUGGCAGACCAACUAUUGAGACAUCCUGAUAAUGAUGUCAAAGUUGCUGUUGCUGCUUGCCUCAGUGAGAUAACAAGGAUAACUGCACCAGAUGGUCCCUAUGAUGAAGACCAAAUGAGGGAGGUCUUUCAAUUGAUUGUAUCAUCAUUUGAAAAUUUGUCUGACAACUCCAGCUGCUCAUUCAUUAAGAGGACUUCAAUUCUUGAAACUGUUGCCAAAGUCAGAUCGUGUGUGGUGAUGUUGGAUCUUGAAUGCGAUGCAUUAAUCAUUGAGAUGUUCCAACAUUUCCUUAAGUCAAUAAGAGAUCAUCACCCAGAGACUGUCUUUACAUCUAUGGCAACUAUUAUGACCCUUGUAUUGGAAGAAAGCGAAGACAUCUCUGUAGAGUUGCUCUCCCCAAUUUUAGCUUGUGUAAAGAGGGAUAAUCAGGAAGUUCUUCCUGUUGCUCUGAGGAUGGUAGAGAAGGUGCUUGGGAACUGUGCAUUAAAGUUGAAACCUUACCUAAUGCAAGCUGUAGAGAGCUUGGGCAUUUCUUUUGAUGAAUAUAGUAGUGUAAUUGCUUCUAUAUGCCAAGCGGCACCUAGUGCUGUGGAUCAGAAGGAUACUGUUGCUGAAAAACUUGGGGAUGAUGAGAACAAACCAGUAGAGUCACCUUUGGAUAAGACAACCCAGGAGGAUCAAGAAAUUCCUGAAGAAGCAGUUUCUACCGAACAAGUUGGUCUUGCAAAUGAAAGAUCUCCCAAGUCAGUUGUUAGCAAUGGCACAGUGCAAACUGCUGAAGACAACUUAUUGACUGAUUCGAACUCCAUAAAGAAGCAAGAGGAUGACCAUCUUUCUGACAAGUCCAAUAAUGAUAAAACAUCAACAGUUGCUGGAACUGAUAGACUGGUAGCUGAGAACUUGGUCAAUUCAGAUUCUAGGUCAGAGGAAAGUACCCUGGAAACGGAGAAGACAUCUGAUUCAAAAUUAACAGAACCUUCUGAUAAUGUUCAUGUCGAUGAGAAGGAACCUGAGACUUCACUGGACCCUAUAAAAGACAGCAAGGAUGACGCUGGUUCAUUGCGUGGCGAUUUGUCUGUUGAAGGGGCUGUAUUCUCUGAAAAUGAACAAAAGACAGAUGCACAGCCUUCCUCACCAAAACCAACUGAGGACUCUACUGAUGUUGCUUCCCCAACACCAAGUGGGGCUAUACCUGAUGAGAGUCAUUCCGAAAAGGCUGCACUGCCAAGGACUAUACCUGAUGAUAGUCAUUCCGAAAAGGUUGCGCAGCCGAUGACUAUACCUGAUGAUAGUCAUUUUGAAAAGGCUGCACAACCAAUGACUAUACCUGAUGUGAGUCAUUCUGAAAAGGCUGCACAACCAGAAAGAAAGGAGGGCUUGAGUGAGGAGACCAUGCCUUCUUUCCAAGAUGUCCAUAAGAAGGUAACUGAAGGGAUGAGUGAUUCAGAAGUAAAAACAAAUAGACUAUCAGGCAAAAAGGUUGCCACUGUGGUGUCCAACAAGGUUAAUGAUGCUGAUGAUGUGGAUGAAACUAAGAAAGAAUGUGGCAGUGCAAGCGGUUCAGAGGCAAAAUCAAGGACACAAUCCUCAAAGAAGGUAGAUUCUAGUAGUAAUAAUUUAGAUCGACCCUCAAGGCAGCUGGAGGAUAAGAAAAGGAGAGCUCGGGGGAAAGUUAUUCCUGAGAAAGAUGGAACAAAAACCGCAACCAUGCAUUAUGACGAGGAAGUGGUCGCUUCUCCAAAGUCAGUGAAGCCAAACAAGCACGAUUCUCACAUGGAGGAAAAUCUUAAAACAUGUUCCAAGAGAAAGCAUACCCCAAACAAAGAAAAAGCAUCUGAUUCUAUGGAAUAUGGUGAGAAUCUGGUUGGUCUGAAGGUGAAGGUCUGGUGGCCCAAAGACCGUGCAUUCUAUGAAGGUUUUAUUCAUUCGUUUGAUGCGGUUAAAAAGAAACAUAAGGUGCAUUAUGAUGAUGGUGAUAUGGAAAUUUUAAAUCUCAAGAGAGAAAAGUGGAAGAUAAUUGAAGACGAGUCUGAACCAGAUGAGGAAGAAGCAGCUAACAAUUCAAGUCCUGACGGAUCAUCUGAAACACCUCAAAAGAAGAAAGCAAAAACAGUUAAUCAGCCAAACAAGAAAACUAAGAUGGAUGCUUUGCCAAAAAGGGGUGGAGGAACGUCGGUUGGAAAAUCCAAGAGCGCUGUCACGAAGUUUGGUCGCAAGACAAAGGAAGACGGUAAAGUGGAUGGCAAAUCCAAAGAUGUCCCCAAGAGUGUUAGUAAAUCAGACGGUGACAAUGUUACCAAAUCCAAGGAUCAUAAGUCCAGAAGUGGCAGUAAAUCAGUCGAUGCCACUUGGAAAGUAGGCGACAAAACCAAGAAUGAGGACAUUGGUGACACGCCCAAGUCUACCAAAUCCAAGUAUGAUGGAAGAGUUAAUCCAAAAGCCUCCACAAAGUCGAAGCUGGACACUCCAAAGGCAUCCAAGUCCAAGAGUUCCUCCAAUUCUAAGGGUAAGCCUCUUAAAAGCAGUGGGAAAUCUAAUACUAAUGGUACCAAUAAGUCAAAAUCCGGUUCAUCCAAGGUUGAAGAAAGUGAGAGCAUGAAAGAGAACUCCACGGAUUCAGCAAAGGUUGUGGAAAGUAGGAAGCGGAAAUCACCGAGUUGGAACAAGGCACAAGCAAGUGAUGCAGUUUCUGGAAGAAAGCAGCGACAAUGAGAUGAAAACCACCUCAGGCUCAGCUCCAAUGUCAGUGCAGAGGGUUGGUUAUUGUCCAAUGUGGAGUAGAAUGGUUGAAUGCAAGUAUUUUAUUGCAGGCUGUUAGAUAUCCACAGCUGGCCAUGCAUUUGGUAAAUGACCAAGUUGUUAGGGUAGCUAAUACCAACAGUUAAAUGCAUUUGGUUUCUUAUGGGUAGAAUUAAUUCCUGUUAUUUAAGGUGGCAGGCAGUAUUGGGAUAAAAAUUGGGUUAGCGUUUAGUUACAGAAUUGGUUCAAUAGAUAACGUAAUUGUGUUUCAA
Messenger RNA from Hibiscus syriacus, 3463 nucleotides. RefSeq names its product titin homolog. Bases 417 to 3164 code for a protein of 915 amino acids. The transcript is spliced from 15 exons. NCBI's taxonomy places the organism in Eukaryota, Viridiplantae, Streptophyta, Magnoliopsida, Malvales, Malvaceae. The record is from RefSeq and is a predicted model, not a curated record. Gene Ontology annotation, cellular component: chromatin; nucleus. Gene Ontology annotation, biological process: mitotic sister chromatid cohesion; DNA repair.